Blepharisma stoltei is the source of this 1021-nucleotide messenger RNA. The record is from the annotation of a GenBank genome assembly. Lineage: Eukaryota; Ciliophora; Heterotrichea; Heterotrichida; Blepharismidae.
AUGGAAAUGCCUAUCACUCUAUCUCUGCCAUCUGGAAGCGUUUUGAUUUCAGGAAGCUUAUCACAUAUCCCUGACUACUCUUUUCGAUUAAUUUCUAGAUCUCAAGAGCUUUUAGCCUAUGAACGAGGGUAUAAAUUAUCCAAUUUUUCAAUACCCUCCCAGAGAGAUUUGAAACAGCAAUUCAGGGUGAGCUCUAUUGCAGAUCCUCGAUGAAUUUAUGAAUCAUCCAUUUUACGCAGAGUCGUUUGUUAAUGAAAAUUCACAGCUAAAUAGAUAUUCAGACGUCCCCACAUGUAAUUUUUACAUAGACAGACAAACUCAAGUUCCAUUGCUCUCAGGCAGCGGAUUUAUAAACGCAAAUUAUAUCAAUGUAAUUAAUAUUAAGGGUGCUGAAACACCAGCCGAUGAUAAAUUAUUCAUCGCCACCCAAGGCCCAUUACCAAACACAAUUAAUGAUUUUUGAAAAAUGGUUUGGCAAGAAAAUUCUUCGAGCAUUUUUAUGCUAGUUAAUGAGAAUGAAUGCGAAUGUGUAAUUUUAAUACAGGGAAGAUGCGAAAUAUACUGGCCUAAGCAAUGAGAAACGCUACAAGCUGAUAAUAUUACUAUAAAUUGUAUUGCAAGAACCAAAUAUCCAGGAUAUAUUGUUUCUGAUUUAAGGAUUCAAAUGAACGAAAGUGAAAUAAGACCAGUCAGGCAUUAUUUGUUUACUGAUUGACCUGACAGAGGAAUUCCAGGUGAUACAAAUUCGUUCAAUGAGCUAUUAAAACAAUUAGAUAUCGAAAAACCUGUGAGGACUGGGCCAAUUGUUGUCCACUGUAGCGCUGGAGUAGGAAGAACAGGAACUUUCAUUGCUUUGGAUUGUUUGAAGAAAAUUAUAGACAGCCAGAAAACGCAAAAUGUUGACCUUGGGGUGUCUGUUUUUUCAGUAGUUCGACGACUAAGAGAGCAGCGAAUAUUGAUGGUGCAAACUGAUCUCCAAUACGGUUGGCUCUAUAGAUUUGUCCAGAGAUGGCUAUCAUAA